GGUGGAUCACCAACUGACGUCUCUCCCUCCCUCUCCACAGUUUCAAUUCAGUCAAAUCAUAGCUACCCGGCGGGCGGAGGUACACGCGUCUUCUCUCCAGGAGCAGCUUGCACCUUCCGUGGCCACUUUUGUACGCUCCGGAAAGCACGAGAACAUCUGGGGGGAGUCUUCUCCUUACCGAAAUUAGGUAACGUCAACGCAGCGGUAGACGAACAGCAGCGAACCCGAAAACACACAGAAAUGGACGAAAAGGCGUUUACGAAAGAACUUGACCAGUGGAUCGAGCAGCUCAACGAAUGUAAGCAGCUGUCGGAGGGACAAGUGAAAACACUAUGUGAAAAGGCAAAAGAGAUCCUGACCAAGGAGUCAAACGUCCAGGAGGUGAGAUGUCCGGUGACAGUGUGUGGUGACGUGCACGGCCAGUUCCACGACCUCAUGGAGCUGUUCAAGAUCGGAGGGAAAUCUCCAGACACAAACUAUUUGUUCAUGGGAGACUACGUAGACAGAGGGUACUACUCCGUAGAAACCGUCACUUUACUAGUAGCACUUAAGGUACGCUUCCGGGAGCGCAUCACAAUUCUCAGAGGGAACCAUGAGAGCAGACAGAUCACACAAGUUUAUGGCUUCUAUGACGAGUGCCUAAGGAAAUAUGGUAACGCCAACGUAUGGAAGUACUUCACAGACCUGUUUGAUUAUCUCCCCCUCACUGCCUUGGUAGACUCUCAGAUUUUCUGCCUUCAUGGAGGCCUGUCACCAUCCAUAGACACUUUGGAUCACAUCAGAGCACUGGACCGUUUACAGGAAGUGCCACAUGAGGGUCCCAUGUGUGACCUGCUGUGGUCAGACCCCGAUGACCGUGGCGGCUGGGGAAUCUCCCCUCGAGGAGCAGGCUACACUUUCGGCCAGGACAUCUCUGAGACUUUCAACCACGCCAACCGCCUCACUUUGGUGUCCCGUGCCCACCAGCUGGUUAUGGAGGGUUACAACUGGUGCCAUGAAAGGAAUGUGGUGACAAUAUUUAGUGCUCCCAACUACUGCUACCGCUGUGGCAACCAGGCAGCUAUCAUGGAACUAGACGACACCCUCAAAUACUCAUUCUUGCAGUUUGACCCCGCGCCUCGCAGGGGGGAGCCUCAUGUCACUCGCCGCACCCCAGAUUAUUUCCUGUAAAUUCUGACCCUUGACCCUUGUACAGCCAGGUCCAGUAUUGCCAUGAUGUAUGACCUUCAACUGAUAACAACGUGAAUGAGGAAAGGGAGGGUGGGAGACUGGGUGGGGUUGGGGGUGGGGGGGGGGGCUACACAGCAGUGCACAUUGUAUAUCCACACAAAGACCUAUUUAAGCAUUUAGCAAAAACAAUGUCUGUGUGUCUAUGAAUGGACCAAAAGGUGUGUGCCAUAAUCAUUACAAUAUUCAUUGCUGAGGACUCGUAUUGAACAAUCUCCCCCACCGUGUACAACAACAGUGAUGUUUCAAUCCCUCAUCCUGUCCCUGGUGUAGCUGGACCGACGGCACCGAGGUCCAAGAUGACAAAUUUGCUACUUCAGAUGCGGCUGUUUGAACCCCAUAUGCCAUGGCUUAUAUUUAGGAGAUAUGAACAUGAUCUGUUUGCACUUUUGUAAAUCUAAACAAAUGUAACAUAUGUCAAAAGAUGAAAAUUAUUUCACACUACAGAUGUUUUUUUUUUUUUUUCCUUUUUUGAUUUUUAAAAAAUUAAAAAUGAAGCCCCCAUCAGGCAAGUUUUACACAAGGUUUCUUUUCCCUGUGUAACCUCUAAGAAAAACCCUAUGCAGUCACACAGCUUGGUGUAUAUGAUAGACAGAUGAUGGAGUGUUCAUCCACAUCAACUCACUUAUUCGCUCUGCACUACAGAGUCUGUUAACCAAACCAUUUGAAUAAUAAAGACGAAGGUGGCUCCUUGAUGUGAA
This is a messenger RNA of Epinephelus fuscoguttatus (brown-marbled grouper), 1928 nucleotides long. RefSeq names its product protein phosphatase 2 catalytic subunit alpha b (gene ppp2cab). Gene Ontology annotation, biological process: mitotic cell cycle; peptidyl-serine dephosphorylation. The record is from RefSeq and is a predicted model, not a curated record. The transcript is spliced from 7 exons. Lineage: Eukaryota; Metazoa; Chordata; Actinopteri; Perciformes; Serranidae. Gene Ontology annotation, cellular component: cytosol. Gene Ontology annotation, molecular function: protein serine/threonine phosphatase activity. The coding region runs from base 241 to 1170 and encodes 309 amino acids.